GUCUACGCUUCUGCUUUCUCCGCAUACAUCGCCGAGCUCAAGUGCUGGUUUACUAUUUCAAACCCUAAUCUUUAAUUUUCCCUCCAUUGCAUCAUGUCUCUUCACUCGUAUAUCAACAAGAAAGUAUGCAUCCUGACAGUUGACGGACGGACACUUCUUGGGACAUUACUGUCCACCGAUCAGCUGACGAAUCUGGUUCUUCUGGACACGAUCGAGCGGAUCAUCCGGACCCCCGACGACCCGGAACCGAGCUCCCAAAUCGAACAUGGCCUGUACCUGAUCCGAGGUGACAAUGUCGUACUCUGCGGCGAGGUCGACGAAGGCAUCGACAACGACAUUGACUGGACGAAGGUCCGGGGAGAGGUGGUCAAAGGCACGAAGAACGCAUGAGACGGGAGCUGUUUGAUAACAGUCUACAAUACAAGGAAUUCUCGCAGCAAGAAAAGACGAGCGUUGGUACGAUGGGUGUGGACGAGUUCAGCGUGACAUGGGGCUAGUGCGUGUGCGUGUGCGUGUGCGUAUACGGGUCGGAGGGACCCGUCUCUUUCUCGUGGUGUCGUUCGUCGGAUAGGGGAUGGCGCGUGCCGGGCCAGGGGUUAUUAUGCGAACAUAUGCGCGCGACAAAUUUACAGGAAGGGAUUGGUCGUUAUGUGGUGAUCCAUGGACAUGAUCGGUGCGUCGGGCG
Molecule: messenger RNA, 685 nt
Organism: Aspergillus ibericus CBS 121593
Lineage: Eukaryota; Fungi; Ascomycota; Eurotiomycetes; Eurotiales; Aspergillaceae
Product: U6 snRNA-associated Sm-like protein LSm8
Exons: 2
Coding region: 94-390 (98 amino acids)
Biological process (GO): mRNA splicing, via spliceosome
Cellular component (GO): U4/U6 x U5 tri-snRNP complex; precatalytic spliceosome; U6 snRNP
Molecular function (GO): RNA binding
Source: RefSeq, a predicted model, not a curated record